Molecule: messenger RNA, 5680 nt
Organism: Crotalus tigris (Tiger rattlesnake)
Lineage: Eukaryota; Metazoa; Chordata; Lepidosauria; Squamata; Viperidae
Gene: SLC41A1
Product: solute carrier family 41 member 1
Exons: 11
Coding region: 1087-2634 (515 amino acids)
Biological process (GO): monoatomic cation transport
Cellular component (GO): plasma membrane
Molecular function (GO): monoatomic cation transmembrane transporter activity
Source: RefSeq, a predicted model, not a curated record
CCCCUGCUCAGCUCGCAGCAGCCGCUUGUCGGUCCCAGCUUUAAUUGUAAGCCAGCGGUUGUAGGGAGAGGUGAGAGAGGAGGGAAGCUGGAUAGCGGAACCCAGAAGUGGAAUCAGGAAGCCGAAUUGGGAUGCAGGUGAGACCAAUAUAAUCCAUGAAGAGUCUAUGAAAUACUUUGUAAUUGGACAAGCUUGCAGUGUAAGCCUAUCCAGGGACUUCAUGCUGCUUUAAAUAAAAAGCUUAAUUGACCUCAGUUGUAAAGUGCAAGAUAUCCUUUCAGAGAAACGGGCGGCUCUUCUUACAGGCAACCAAUAACCUAGUUGUCCUACAAGAAUACGAACUUGGAGUUGGGAGACGGCAAGAUGUUAACCAAGCCUUUCAUAAUCGCCUAGAGUCACAUAGCAGCAUGUCAGCUCUGACAGAACUAGCAUUCUCCAUUCUCGAAAAGAGGUAAUAUAAGAGUUUGACUUUUUUCCUUCAAAUCGCUCAGUAGUAGUAGACUUACAAAGCUGAAUUCAGAUUUUAUUCUAUUUAUCUUGGUUGUUUUUUUUAAAAGCUUGGAUCCAAAUUCAUUUCAUGCUAUUUUUAAAGACUUUUAUACAAAGUGCCUUGUUGAAGGAUCUCUUUUCUCCACUCUGAAGAGCAGCUAAACUGUUCCUAGCAGUCACAGUGAAACAGAGCCUGAAAUCAGCACACCACUUUGGAUUAUGUUCUGGAAAAUUGCAGACCAAAGAAAUCAAUAAUCUGGGUGUUUUACGUUGUGUUUUAAGUGUGCUGGAUAUUCUUUGCUGGAAGUUAAAUUACAGGCAAAGUGAACCAUAGUGGAUUUGAUUGGAUUGGAAACUAUUGUAGUUUCUCUGCUGGCUCUGUGUCUGACAUCUUCACUUCUGAAUUGUGCUUGAUGGGGGUUUUUCUUAAGGGUGCCAACCUUUCAAUUAAGGACAGAAUACUAGAGUUGGAGGACUUGGCUUCUAUGUGCCAAAAGCCAUAUCAGCUUAACCCACAAGCAGAAGUCUGUUGUCCUAACAGUUGGCUUCAGUACUACAUAAAGAAGAACUACAUAAUUGUGCAACAUAACAUUUAAGAUGGAACUAAAAGAGGCUCAUCAUGCCAAUGGAGUGGUGCUGCCCAUUGUGGCUGGGCCUAUAGACUGUCUAUCCAGUCCUGACCGAGAACAUCUCGUUGAGUCUUCUGAUUUUUUAGAACCAGAAGGAGGACGAGGCAUGGAAGUGGUGGUGAUAGAAUCCCGAGCCAAUGCAAAAGGGGUGCGUGAAGAGGAUGCCCUGCUGGAAAAUGGCAGUCAAGCUACUGAAAGUGAUGAUACUAGUACAGACCGGGGUCCAGAACCAACCUCUCCUCUCAAAGAGACUUCCUUUUCUAUUGGUCUACAAGUCCUUUUUCCAUUCCUGCUGGCAGGGUUUGGAACAGUAGCUGCUGGGAUGGUGCUGGAUAUUGUUCAGCACUGGGACGUCUUCAAGUAUGUGACCGAAGUAUUUAUCCUGGUUCCAGCUCUCUUGGGGCUGAAAGGGAAUUUGGAGAUGACAUUAGCUUCUCGCCUUUCUACUGCUGCUAACAUAGGACAAAUGGACACACCAAAAGAGCUCUGGAAGAUGAUAAUAGGAAACAUGGCUCUGAUACAGGUUCAAGCAACAGUUGUUGGUUUUCUGGCUUCAAUUGCUGCAGUGAUAUUUGGCUGGAUCCCAGAUGGACACUUCAGCGUUGGCCAUGCCAUUCUCCUUUGUGCCAGUAGUGUGGCCACUGCCUUCAUUGCCUCCCUUGUGCUGGGCAUGAUCAUGAUUGGUGUAAUCAUUGGUUCCAGAAAGAUGGGUAUCAAUCCUGACAAUGUGGCUACGCCUAUUGCUGCCAGUCUUGGUGACCUCAUUACCCUGGCUCUGCUUUCUGGGAUAAGCUGGGGCCUCUAUAUAGAACUGGAAGACAAGCCUUAUGUGAAUCCCUUGGUGUGUGCUUUUUUUGUUGCACUGCUCCCCCUCUGGAUCAUCAUUGCUAAGCGGAAUCCAGCAACCCAGGAGGUACUAUAUUCUGGCUGGGAACCAGUCAUCAUUGCCAUGGCAAUUAGCAGUGUUGGAGGAUUGAUAUUGGAUAAAACAGUGUCAGAUCCAAAUUUUGCAGGAAUGGCAGUCUUUACUCCUGUUAUAAAUGGUGUUGGUGGCAAUCUGGUGGCUGUCCAGGCUAGCCGCAUCUCCACUUAUCUCCAUAUGAGUGGGGUGCCUGGAGAGAAUUCAGGAAUAGCCCCCCGCAAGUGUCCAAGUCCCUGUAGCACCUUCUUCAGUUCAGCAGAUGUGAAUUCCCGGUCUGCUCGGGUGCUUUUCCUUCUGGUUGUGCCAGGUCAUUUGGUUUUCCUUUACACCAUCAGCUCCAUGCAGGGAGGUCACACUACCCUCACUCUGAUAUUUAUAGUUUUCUACAUGACCGCAGCACUUCUCCAGGUUCUCAUUCUUCUUUACAUUGCUGACUGGAUGGUUCAUUGGAUGUGGGGCCGAGGUCUGGACCCGGACAACUUUUCUAUACCUUAUUUGACAGCACUGGGUGACUUGCUUGGAACAGGUCUCCUGGCACUCAGCUUCCACAUCCUCUGGCUAAUUGGGGAUCGGGAUACUGAUGUUGGAGACUAACAGCACUCUUCCUCAGCUUCUUCAGUCCUCAGUUCAUCUCCUUCAGUCACAUUCCCCUGCCCCCACAAAGUCGUUCUUUGGGACUUUAACUUUGAUACUAGAUUCUCAUUAUUUUCAAUGGGAAUUUUAUGUGGUUUAUAUUUCAAGCCAAGUGUGUACAGGAGAAUUAGUUUUAAGAAGGACAAAAGAAGAAGAAAAUGUAUAAAGACAAUCACCAAGUGCAAUUUCAAAAUGGUUAACUAUUUAUAUAUAAUAGAGAAAAUAGAGAAAAAUGGAACAAAAUUUUUUAAAAACAUCCACCUUUCACCAUCUGUACCCACUUAAGGCAUAAGUGAGUGUUUUUCCAGCUUGGCAACUUCUGGACUUCAGUUCCCAGAAUUCUCCAGCCAAUAUGCUAGCCAGAGAAUUCUGGGAGUUAAAGUCCACACAUCUUAAAAUUAUCAAGUUUGAAAAACACCACACUAGAUAUACAAGGCUAUCACUUGUGUGUAAUAUAUGUGUAUGUGAAUAGUUAAGAUGCAGCUGGUAACUGGUGUUUUUAAACUAGGCUCAUAUUUUUCAUCAGUUACUACAGCUGGUACCAAGUAGCAACAAACAGAUCAAGUGUUUUGGACACACACAUACCCCUCCUUGCUUAUCCUUGAUAGUAUAAUAAAUCUAACUGACCAAAAGACAGGUAACAGAUCAAGAGUUUUGGACACACACAUACCCCUCCUUGCUUAUCAUUGAUAGUAUAAUAAAUCUAACUGACCAAAAGACAGGUCUUUAUGGAUCUGAAAACUUUCAAUAUAUGGGAUUGAGACACUUAAUGUUUUGAUGCAAAAUCCUGAUAUUACAAUUGAAGGCAACUAUAGGUGUUUAGCACUUCUUCAAAUCUACAGAAUAAAAUUAGUUUGUGGAAUGUUUUCCAGAGUAGAUCUGAUGCAUUGUAACAUCAAGAUGGAGUUGGUUCAUUUCAAAAGCCUCAGAUGAAAUAUAAUUAGAAAUGAAAGCUCCUUACACACAUAUAUUUCAUAGUCUUUAUCUGAAGUUUAGACUUGUAUACAAACAUUAUCUUUGUAUAGUAUAGUUAUAAAAACUGGCAGGUACUAUCUACAUGGUAGCGAGAUCCAAGAUUUUCAACAUAGGUUCUGUCUUCUAGGUCAAAUGUCAGAACAUCUGUAAUAUUGCAACAAAUAGAUAAAUGCUAUUAUGAAUCUGAAGAAAUGGCAUUUAUUUUAUCAUUUUUUCAUGAAAAAUGAGACAUUGAGUGUCUUAGAAGUGUAAAAACCAGAUUGAAAUCAGAUCAUUUGGAUGUUUUGGAUAGCAAUUGAAUCUGUGGAAGCAACAAAAUAUCAGGUUCUGUAAGUAGGGAGUUUUUGUAUGAAAUACACUCUUCUUACUAUAGAGGUAUUUAGAAUUUAUCUUCUCACUAUGUUGCUUGUAUAAAUAGAGUUUGAGCAUAAGUAACUCAAAAUAUUUAAAUAGGGAAUGCCAAAUUAGUUGCAUAAAACAAAAUGUGAAAGGGGGAUCUUUCAUUUUAUUCAAGAAUGGAAAUUAAGAUUCUGUGCUAUCCCAUAGACAGUGGAGGCCUAUUUUGCUGAAUGUUAUUUGUUACUGAACUCAACAAUAUAACCAAAAUUGCUGGGACACCUACCUCUUUUGUAUAUGACUCACUACUCAUAUACAUUUCCUCAACGCCGAACUCCAUUAAAGAUUGUUUGGCUUUUCUAUAAUCAAAAGAUUGUUCUUGUUCUCUUGUUUUGGCUUUUCUAUAAUCAAAAGAUUGUUUUUGAAUGCUUGAUUUAAUUACCAAUAAAGCUGAAGUAAGGAGGGAUGGACCAGUGUUGACCUUUGAAAAUGCUGUGUCCUAGCUUUGAUUUACUAUCUUCAAAAUGCAUUGGGUUACCACAUAUGGAUUGCAGAAAUCCAGAACCACCAGAUGGCAACAAAAUUUAAACAUUUUAGCAUUUUUUUCCCCUGUUUUCUUGUGGUUGCCUGGGAGGUUGCAAUCCUAAACUUGCUCAAGUAAUGAAACUGAAUGCUUGUGACUUUCAGAAAAGUGUUGAGUUUGUUUUGCUGGAAACAAGCUGUUAUCUGGAAUGUAACAGCAGCUUUCCUGCAAGUUUUCCUUAAAAACAAUGUGGUUGCUAUUUACCAAAAUUAAAAUUCGGACUGGAAGUGAAUAUAUUGUGUUCAAUAUAUUCCACAGGAGCUUAUGUAGACUGCAACUAUUUUUAGGAUAAUCCUGUGACCUACUUUAUUUUACAACCUGGGUGCUGCCAUAAUCAUAUUUUAAUAUGUCAUCAGGGGAGACUUCAAAUUCAUGUUGCAAUUGUUUGUGAGUUAAUCCUUCUGUGUGCAUGAUGCCUUUAGUAAUUUGGAAGUAAUGGAUAUGGCUGAAGAUGUUCUUGCCUGCCCUCUGUGAAUACAAGUAUUUAUAUGGUGAGGUUUCUUCAGAUUUCAGUAGAUGCCAAUGCUUAGUUUCUUUUUAAGAAAUGGAUUUUUCCCAAGUAAGUUACUAAUUACUUUCAAAAAAAAGUCUACAUUAAGCAUUGUCCUAAGCUCUUUAAAGAACUUUCAUCUGCCUUAUCUAAAUGUCCAGUUCGAUGCAUUUAUUUUAAUCUAACAGUCUAAGCAUUUUUCUUAUAUAUGUAUAUAAUACCACAUAAGCAUUUUUUUCAUUGUGUUUAUCUGAUUAAUAUCUAUGUCACUAAAUCUCAUUAAUGGAUAUAUAUCUCCUAGUUAAAUUUAGUCUUUCAUCCAGGAGCUGAAAUGUUUGUGCUGCUUGGGUGAGAUCCCUGGAUUUUAUUGCCUUGAAAGUGGUAAGGUGGGAAGCAAAGUGCAAGUAUAUGAACAGAAUGAUGUAAAAAAAAUAAUUUUAUACUCACAAGUUGCACUCAAAUGCAUGUAUAUUUAAACUUGGCUGCAAAUGAAAAUUAAGCUUUUGGUUUAUACCUUUAUUCAACAAAGAAAACAAAUUCCUUAUUUAUAGUUGCUGUAAUUGAAUUGACAAAUGCCAAUUUAACUGAUAAAUUAUAUUUGGUAAAAUAAAUAUUUACAUUUA